UACUUCGAAAUAAAAAAAAAAAUAUGAAAUAUUUUAAAAUAGCUAUAAUAGCUUUAUUUGCUAUCAGUGAAGUUUAUGGGAUAUCUUUAGAAUGUCCAUUGAUUUGUCCAGCUAUAUAUCAACCAACUUGUGGCACAAAUGGCAAGGAGUAUUUAAAAUUCAGCAACCCUUGUGGACUAAAAGUAUUCAAUUGUGAUCGUCAAAAGUCAGCUUUAUCAACUUUUAAACAGAGAGAUUUUGAUUAUUGUACUACUACCAACUUGGAUGAAGUGGAAAUAGAUCAUGUACCACAUUUGGACGUAGAUAAUAAAUUGUGCCACAAAGCAUGUCCGCUAAAUUAUAGACCAGUUUGUGGAUCAAAUGGAACCUAUAGGAAAUCUUUUCCAAAUGAAUGUGAUAUGAAUUCAUUUAAUUGUUUCUUUAAAACAGAAACUAUCAACAAUUGGAGAGUACUUCAUAGAGGCAACUGCUCAUAAGCUUAAAAAAGUAAAAAGUUUUAAGUUGAUCGACACAAAGUAAUAUAAUAUGAUUAAAACCAAAUUUGAUUGAAUUAUUUUACAGAAAUAAAUAAACAUUUUCAAAUUAUUAAAU
Molecule: messenger RNA, 591 nt
Organism: Episyrphus balteatus (marmalade hoverfly)
Lineage: Eukaryota; Metazoa; Arthropoda; Insecta; Diptera; Syrphidae
Product: U-Kazal-Dg21.2-like
Exons: 3
Coding region: 24-476 (150 amino acids)
Biological process (GO): cell differentiation; multicellular organism development
Molecular function (GO): protein binding
Source: RefSeq, a predicted model, not a curated record